AUGAUCCACUUGGGAAGCCGGAACCAAAAUAGAUCAAAUCCACAUGAGAUUAUUAGAACAGUAAUUCAGCUCAUCAACCAUCGUAACUAUGACACAUUUACUCAUCACAAUGACAUAGCACUGCUCCAGCUCUCCUCUUGUGUGAAUUUCACUGAUUAAAUUAAACCAAUCUGUCUGGCUGCUGCUGGUAGUGUGUUUGAUCAAGGACUUUAAAGUUGGGUCACAGGAGGGGGAAAACUAAGCUAUACUGCAUGUUUUUGUGACGUUAUAGACGGUACAUUUCCUGACAUAUUGCAGGAAGUGGAGACUCCAAUUCUGAGCAACUCUUAAUGCAAUAUGGCCUAUAAUAAUGAUAUCACAGACAACAUGCUUCAAGUGUAUAAUAUUUCUAUGCAGGGUCAUUCUGGAGGGCCACUGGUCAGUAAGCAGAACUCCUAGUGGAUUCAGUCUGGAAUUAUACGUUUUGUUGCUGAUUGUGUGGACCCCCAGUUUCCUGGUGUGUACGCCAGAGUGUCUAAGUAUCAGGACUGGAUCAAGAGUCACAUAGUCAGUGACCAGCCUGGAUUUGUUGCAUUCCACAUCUGA
Triplophysa dalaica is the source of this 585-nucleotide messenger RNA. RefSeq lists its product as uncharacterized. The record is from RefSeq and is a predicted model, not a curated record. Gene Ontology annotation, biological process: proteolysis. Gene Ontology annotation, molecular function: serine-type endopeptidase activity. Lineage: Eukaryota; Metazoa; Chordata; Actinopteri; Cypriniformes; Nemacheilidae.